This is a messenger RNA of Clonostachys rhizophaga, 357 nucleotides long. Lineage: Eukaryota; Fungi; Ascomycota; Sordariomycetes; Hypocreales; Bionectriaceae. The record is from the annotation of a GenBank genome assembly.
AUGGGACCCGGCCUGGAGCAGUGGGAGGGGUCACUCGACGCCCAGGGAUGGCUCAAGAAGGCCAAAGGGGGCAAACAAUGCUGGAUCGCGGUGAUUGUUGGCUCGCACCUGAACUGGGUCGAACACAAGAAGCUGGACCUUCUCGAGGAGAAGCAUGCCACCGUGGUGGCGGUAAUCAACCAUGGCAACCGAGGUGGCAAGGUGAUGCUCGUCUGGGAUUCCGAUAGACAGGUAACACCCCUUGGCCUCAGAGAGCGCGCUGUGACGCACAUCAAGAGCGGUCCUGUGAAGGCAUUGUACAAUGCCCUCAGGGACAAUGGGAGGAACAGGCCGCGGACGGAGUAUACCAUUCUUUGA